AUUUUAAAAGAUGGGCGACACGAAAGACGGUCCUUGGAAAGACCCUUCGUGCAAUCGGCCCCUGGGGAGCGUUUCAUGAAAGGACUUGUCGGACGUUUUAUCCGACAAGUCCCAUUUUAUCCGACAGUUACCAUAGUAACAGUACCUCUCAGCCAAUCAACAUCAGAGAAAGAUGUCAGAUCUGACAACUUGUCGGAUGAAAAUGUUGAUGAAACACUCCCCAGAUCCCCAUCCUCGGCCUCCGAUCCGAGAGAUAUAAUAUAUAUGUAGUGACUGGUAUUCAGACUAGCCUUUUGAUUCUCGAGACUUGCUCGCUGUAUGCCUGGACCUGUGAAAGAGAAGAUUUGUAGAAAACUCAUCAAGAAAUUAUGGAUCUAACUGAGGGGUCAACUUCUCAAUCUCUGAUGUCAGCAUCAUCAGGGACUGGAGGCCUCUUUAAUAUUACUGGAUUUGAAGAAGAUGUUUCUAAAGAUGACUCACAACUGUCAGUAGAGGGCAGCUUUAAUGAAUCUAAUACACCUGAUGUGAGUGCUUCACUGGACCAAUCUCUGAGUAACCCACAAAUAAUUACAGAUAUAUCUCAAGUUGAGAUAUUGCAGCAGGAUACGCCAUCACAAGAAGCAGUCGAAAUCAAUAAAGAUUCUGAGGCAGCUGCUAAAGGAAAAGGUGGCUGGCCUAAAGGCAAGAAGCGUAAAGUGAAGCCUCUUAGAGAUCACAAUGCUCCAAGAGCACCUCAUACUGGGUAUGUUAGAUUCUUGAAGGAGGGUCAAGAGAAGAUACGAGCUGAGAACCCUACUAUGAGCUUUGCUGAAAUCACUAAACUCUUGGCUGGACAAUGGUCCAAGAUGUCUGCUGCAGAGAAACAGCGAUACCUAGAUGAAGCAGAUAGAGAUAAAGAGAGGUACGCUAAAGAGCUUCAGCAGUACCAACAGACUGAAGCUUUUAAAGCUUUCUCUAGGAAACAAGAAGAACGAAAGCUUAGGAAUGAACUGAUUGAGGCAGAAGAAGCUCAAACUAAUGGUUCUGCUAUGGAGUUUGUUGAUGAAAACAGAGAAGAAAUCCCAGGAUUUGAUAUUCCUAUCUUCACUGAAGAAUUCCUCAACUAUAAUAAAGCAAGAGAGAAUGAGCUAAGACAGCUUAGAAAGUCUACAACGGAGUAUGAGGAACAGAAUGCUAUCUUGCAGAAGCACAUUGAUAAGAUGAAGGAAGCUAUUGAUAAGCUAGAAACAGAGACAGUACAACAACGUAAUACUAACAUGGCACUACAAAGUCACCUUCAGCAACUCCGAGCCACACUCACAGCUAGUUUUGCUGGGGUUCCAUUGCCAGGUUCUAAUGAAGUUCCUUCAUUAACUACAGUUGAUUCCUACAUGACCAAACUUCAUCAACUAAUUAUGGAUUCACCACAGAAUGAAAACCUAAUCUCAAAUGUCAGAGAGAUAGUCAAUAGAUUGGAUCUUCAUGGGGAUGUGGAUCCAAAGUUAUGACCAUCACAGGCCAGCCCCUUUCGUACUCUGUAACCAGUAGCAGCUUUAUAUCAUUCAAAAUGAUCAGCCUUGUUGCAGGAAAUACAGAAGGCAUCAAGCAUCUUUGAUGACCCACCUUAUGUACUUAUUGAUAAUGGAAUUCAGUUUAUCCCUACAGGCCUUGUACAUGGACCACCCACCUAGUUCUGGUGGACAAUUGAUUAAAUCAUCAAAAUAUGUGAUCUUCUUCACUGUUGAAACAUGGAAUAACACUGAACAUCAUUUAUAUAUGAAUGGAAGGAAACCCUCUUAGUACAAAUGUUUGGAUUCAUACAAUGGAUCAUAAGAUGUCAUCACCCCCAAACUAAAAUUUCAUUUUGCUGCAUGUCUACAAACUGUUAAUAUUGAAAAUAUUUCUAAAUGCGUGUCACCUUUCCUAAAGAAUCAUUAGGAUAAAGGUAUGUAUUCUGGAUAAUGUACAUGUUACCAAUGGAGGAUGAGAAUUUCUUUGCUGCUUUGUACUGCUCUCAUCGAUAUAUUGCCCAUGGAUCUUUUGCUUCACUACUAAACUUUUACAUAGUUUACCUGUCUAGCUUGGAUACAAAGAAAGUGGAUUAUCAACUAACCUCAUUUUGUGUAACAAAUGCAUACUGCAUGUAGCCUGUAAAGCAGAGGGCAGGGUGUUUUACAUAGAGUUAAAUUAGACUUGAAGCCAACGUUACUGGGGCAGGGUGCAUACUUAAGCCCACUGACAACUACCGUUUAGUGUGUACCUAUUGAGCAUUAUAUGACAAAUUGGAUAAUCUUUCACAUAUGCAUCUACUUUUGUGCUUCUGUAAAUCCAUUUUCACACUUUGGAAUCAACCCAAAAAUGUUUUAUUGGCAUUUAUUCAUGUACUGUGUAUCCAGGUUAAUUUCAGAGAAGAUGAGAUACGUGAUUAAUAAUGUCACAUGACUUGAGAAGCUCAUGGAAUCAACACUUUGUACUCAAUUUGUUCACAUAUUUACACUUUCAUGUUAAAUGCACGUAUUAUAAUAAUCAACAAUAACCAAAAUGGUAAUUGCCAUUUAAAGUGGACUAUAAAAAAAUACAGCUUGAUGCAGCAAGUGAUUAUUAUUCAUGUGUAAGUAUAUUUCUGCUGUAUAUUCUGCAAAUUGUAUAUAUGUUGUUGUAUAUACUUAAAAGUUUGGUGCCACUUUAUGCCACUAAAUCUAUUCUUUAAAAGCCAAGUCCACCCCCAAUAGCAAAACGAAAUCAAACAAGUGUAAUAUUGACAAUAUAAUCAAAUUCAGAUGUAGAAUUAGGAAGUUAUGAAAUUUUAAAGUUUUGCUAAAUUUUACAAAUUAUGAAAUAUUACAUGUAAUAUUAGAUAUUUCAAUUUUAAAGCUCAGGUAAAGCUCUUCACCGAUUCAUUUUUCAACACGUAUCAUUGGAGGAAAAAUAAAAAUGAUUUAUAUUUCAAAUGAUAAAAUAUUAAAAAUUUAGUGAUAUCAUUGGCUCCCUCAUUCCAUAAUGACAAUGUGUAUAUAACUAUUGUGUAAACAUACACAAAAUUGAAAAUGUCAUGACUCUUAUUAUAGAUUCAAUUUUGAUGAAAUCUUCUGUGUUAUGCUUCUUCAGUUUUCCUAUAGUCUACUUAUUCAAAUCAAACUAUGGUUGGGGUAGACUUGACUUUAAGCCAGGUAUACAAUAGAAACCUUCAGCACCAUUGAGCAGCUUUAUCUGUAUCUUGUAUUGCCUAGCCUUUCCUCCUCUUUCACUCACUGAAAUGUUCCCAUAAAGUCUGAUUAAACAUAUCAUUAAUUCGGUUCACAAAUUUGUAGACAUGUGUUCAGUAGUAUCCCAUUUACAAGCCCUGGUCAAUAUUCACUUAGCUAUCUCAUUUUAUAGGAAACAGCAAACAUAUAUGCAUUGAAAAUUGUAUUGAUAUGGAUUGGUAAAAACAAGCAAAGCACUGAAUGGAAAUUCCUUUGAAAUGAGAUGAGAGAAAUACUAGGAUUUGCAUUAUUUGAAUGAUAUGUAUGUAGUUGUAUGAUUAUGCAAUGGAGAACUUGAAUUAAUCCAAUGCCACCAAUACUAUGACUGUUAAUGCUAUUUGGAUUGGCUUCAAUGCCCCUCCCAUUAACCUUGAAAAAUUAUUGUGCUGUAAUGUAAAAAUAUGCCCUAUAGAUAAGUGGCCUUGCCUUUAAUAUCAAAUUUAAGACCUGGCAAUGAGUGAGCUGAUACUGUUUAAUGCCAGUGCAUAUUAAGUCAACUAUCCACAAUUUGAAUAAUCAUCUAACUGAGAGCAUUAUUUCAGACCAGAAUAUACAAAAUAUGUUUUAAUAACAUCUCCCAAGUCAGUUGAUUUCAGGAUUAUAUUAACUCAGGAUCUUUACUCAUGGUAUGUAUGCACAUGUACAUAGGUUUAUGAGUAAUGCUAUCCAAUCACACUGGUAUCAUAUAUGAAUUGUGUAUUAUUAUUGAUAUCUAGAAAUAAACAUUUUACUCUUGUAACAAACUGAAGAUUUGAUUUGAGCACUGCCAAGUUCACUUGAUAGUUUAUGUAAGAAGUGGUGACUGAAAUGUAUUUUGAAUUCAUGUUAGUUAGUUGACACAUGACAAUCUAUGAUCAAAUUGGGGAAAUUUUUUUUUAUAUACAAUACAAUCUUGUUUUCAUGUUUUCUAAAAUCCUUCAAUAAAGUUUGUGUAUUUUUUUUACUUGUACUUUCAUGUUGAAAAUAAGCCAGCAUGAACAAUAAAGACUGAGUAUGUAUACAUUUUCUAUGUACAAGUUUACAUGUGUUCAAUUAUGAACUGAUACUGAAAUUCAUUUGAUCCAUCAAAAUUGUUUGAGUCUAAGGCCCAAGAUACACGUGCAUCAGGUUUCAAGCCUCUCCCAAUGUUAGCUUUGAAGCUGCCUUCACAUCUGCAACAUUGGUGGUGAUAACACAUACGUUGAAAGUGGACUGACACAUAGCCAGCCUCACGUUGCCUAUUCACAUGACACCUGACUUUUAACUUUGAAAGGUUUGCAUUGCCAAGAAGAAGAGUGUAUUGGGUGUCACGGUACACCAUGUGAUCUUUUGUGGGCAUAUAUAAGUCCUGAAAAAGACCACCCAAACUCGACGUAUUCAUUCUCCCGAAGACAAGAACACACUUGUCAAAACGUCGAGUUUGGGUAGUCAGGACCAACAUAAGCCUAUGAUGGUGAAACCCACUACACUCUUCAUGUCAACAUUUUCUAAUGUUCACUAGCAAUAACUAUUGUUUGUUAUUUCUCGUUCAGUGGUCAAGCCAGCCCAAGUCCACUUGGGGGUGAUACAAAUACCAAUUACUGGACUGACGCAGCCCUCAAACCAGAUGGUCUCAGUCCUGCUUUCAAAAUAAAGAGGUGAUGCACAGAAGUAGAGCUGCCUCCGAUUCCGACAUAAGUCCACUUUCGGCAUAUGUGUAUCACCACCCAAAGACUGUAAACAAGUGUUUUAGGCAUUACUUGUAUUGCAAUGUCUAGCAAUCAGCAGCCUAUUAAGAAAAGCUUUAAAGGGGAAUCUAUAAUUUAUAAGGAAAAGAAAAAUCAGACAAGUUGAUAGGUGAAAGUUUGAACAAUAAGAAAGUUAUGAAUUUUUAAAAGUUAUAAAUAUUGGUAAUCACUAUACCCAUGGAGACUUCAAAUUGGCCGCAUAUGGGAAGUCAUAGUGAUGUAAGACAAGGACUACUCUUCCAUGUACUCCAAUACAUAUUAUGGCUAAAAUGUCAUUUUCCCCAAAAGUUUUAUUUCAAAUUAUAUUUUUCUUUCAUGAGGACAUAAAACAAUAUACUACCUGGGUUAUAUUUAGAUUACUGCCCCAGGGGAGUGGGUACUUAGGAGAAAACCACAAAUCCCUGAUAAUAAAGUACAUGCCCCUUGUCAUAAUUUACUCACUCAGUUGCCAAUUUGAAAUCUACAUAGUAUUAGUGAUCUCUAUUUUAAAGCAGCUAUAACUUUCUUAUUGCUUGUCCGAUUUCUUUCAAACUUUCACCAUUCUGUUUAAUUUAUUUUUCUCCUUCCCAACACAACAUUUUAUAGCCAAGGCUGGAUUCCCCUUUAAAAUAACUUCAUUGAAAACAAGUAAAAUGAGUGUACAAAUCAUUCAAUAAAGAGAAAACUUUGAUGCAAUAUAUUGAUAAUCCUGUUUCCAAUUUCAAAUGUGAACUAUAAUUGCAUUCAUGUUGAGAUGGUUUGGUAAUAAAUGCUCAUUUUAUUGCAAACAUAAAUGUAGCAUUUUGGUAUCUAAGUAAGUGUAUUGUACAACUGGAGUUUUUACAGUAAAAAAGAUUUUCUUUCCUUGUGCAUAAAACUUUCCAACUACUUUUCAGAAUAUAAAUGUACAUUUAGUUCUCUAUAAUUUUCAGAUGGGUUUUGAACUGUUAUCAUAUAAAUCCACUUUCAUUCCAUGCAUUAUUUAAGUAAAUUAAAUGGGGAAGAUUUAACUUUUUUUAUGUGUUAGUGAAUGGCAACUCCAUGCACCAGAGGGACAUCUUGUAUUUUGCCGACAUACUGUUGAUGCAUACAUGUACCUCUACUUUGAGUCUCUUCACACAUUACUAUAUUACCCACCUAUUUUUAUUGUUGCCUGUUGAAUCAAAGAUCCAUGUUGAUGUACGAUACUUAAAUGUAUUAUUUGUUUAGUUGCUUGUCAUGUAAAGUACCAUUGCUUUAGUUUUUAGCAAGCUUAUAUAUUAUUUCAUGUUGUACAAAUGUUCAGUAUUAAAAUGCCAAAGUGCAGUAUGACUGCUUUGAA
This is a messenger RNA of Lytechinus pictus (painted urchin), 6230 nucleotides long. RefSeq names its product high mobility group protein 20A-like. The record is from RefSeq and is a predicted model, not a curated record. Gene Ontology annotation, biological process: regulation of gene expression. Gene Ontology annotation, cellular component: nucleus. The transcript is spliced from 10 exons. Bases 369 to 1487 code for a protein of 372 amino acids. NCBI's taxonomy places the organism in Eukaryota, Metazoa, Echinodermata, Echinoidea, Temnopleuroida, Toxopneustidae.